Messenger RNA from Pseudogymnoascus destructans, 327 nucleotides. RefSeq lists its product as uncharacterized. NCBI's taxonomy places the organism in Eukaryota, Fungi, Ascomycota, Leotiomycetes, Thelebolales, Thelebolaceae. The transcript has a single exon. Bases 1 to 327 code for a protein of 108 amino acids. The record is from RefSeq and is a predicted model, not a curated record.
AUGCUGACGGGCGCCGUGAUAUUUUCUAUACUUACUGGAAGCGCGGCAAGCUCAUUCAGAGCUUCCCCAAGACCCGCUAGCUUACCAAUACCACCGGCAGCUUCCAUGGCUAUUGAGGCGGCGGAAGCCAGUCGAGUUCAGCCAGUUACACUCCGCACAUACCACAACAGAUGGACGAUUUCUUUGGCAUCGACAUGGGAGCUGAAAACUUGGAUAACAUGCUACAAGCGGAGAUGGAAGAUGUCCAAUUGGAAAAGAUACGUUACUGAAAUGUCCAUAUAUAGUAUCAUGGCAGAUUGGAUGUCGUAUCCAUUGCUCCCAUUUUGA